Vigna umbellata (rice bean) is the source of this 1990-nucleotide messenger RNA. The record is from RefSeq and is a predicted model, not a curated record. NCBI's taxonomy places the organism in Eukaryota, Viridiplantae, Streptophyta, Magnoliopsida, Fabales, Fabaceae.
GGGGAUGUUGGAGUUGGGCCUGCUUGCAUUACUAAGGCGGGUAGAUAUGGUAUGAGUUUGAAUCCAUUUUUGGAUUUCACUGAAAUUGGUGAAGCUACGCGGGACACGUGUUGUGGAAAACUUUGGCAUAAAAUAUCCGAGCUUCGAAUGCCAAUUCCGCACACAGCUCACAAGAAGCAAAGGUAGUGAGAGGAUGGGGAUGGUAGAAAAGGUGGCUCUUCCUCUGCUCCUCCCAAACCCACCGCCACCGUCACAGUCACCGUCAUCACCGUCGCCCCCUUCUUCCAAACCCAACUCUGUUGGAGUGAUGACCCCUGGCCCCAGCCCUACCCCUACCCCUACUCCAACCUCAGCACCGCCAAUGACUACCCUUAUCCAUGACCUGAAUACCGGUUCCAGUUCUCGUUCCCGACACCGCGUCGCUCUGGGGAAGUCCUUCGACCCCAACCGCGGCAAACCAUGGUCUCCUCACGGCCUUUCUUCUUCAGAUAAUAUUCUGCGUCCUCUUCUGGACCAACCAAAUCCCGCUUCCGAUAUAUUGGGGAUAAUCAAGGCCUUAGGCUUUAACAACAAAUGCGAACUUGCCUUCGCCGUCUUCCAAUGGGUUCGAACCACUCACCAUUCCGUUCCACUUUUUACCACUUCUGCAAUCACUGUCAUCUUCAAAAUUCUCGGAAAAGCGGGGCGGGUCUCAUCCGCCGCCUCCCUGCUCCUGGCUCUCCAAAACGACGGCGUUCACAUUGAUGUCUAUGCCUACACCUGUUUGAUAAAUGCGUACUCCAGUAGUGGCAGGUACAGGGAUGCCGUCAACCUCUUCAACAAGAUGCAACAAGACGGCUGCAAUCCCACUCUAAUCACAUACAACGUCGUUCUCAAUGUGUACGGCAAAAUGGGCAUGCCUUGGUCUAACGUCACUGCCCUCGUUGACUCCAUGAAGUCUCGCGGGAUUGCCCCCGAUCUCUACACGUUACAAACUUAUUAGUUGUUGUCAACGCGGUUCUCACUCUACGAGAGAAGCUGUUUCUCACCUCUUUGAGGCAGAUGAAGCUGGAGGGUUUCACCACUGGACAAGGUUACCUAUAAUGCCUUAUUGGAUGUUUAUGGCAAGUCACAGACGACCCCAAAGAGGUAUGCAGUCUCAGAGAGAUGGAAGCAAAUGCCUUUUCUCCCACCGUUGUUACUUACAAUUCCCUGAUAUUGCUUGUGCUAAAGGUGGUUUGUGGGAGGAACUCCGCUUACACCCAACAUGCUGGACAAGGUGGAUUCAGCCUGACGUCCUUACCUAACCACCCUUUUGGGGUCCGGAUUUGAGAGGCCCCGUUAGAAGACCGAGAUUGCCAUCCAAGUUUUUGAAAGUAUUGGAUCCGUGGGAUGCAAAAGCAAUUUGAUACCUUCAAUGCCCUUAUAAAGAUGCAUGAACGAUGGACGUUGCCGAAAUCGAUGAAAUGUUUUUGACGAGAUCAGGUGUACAAUUGCUCCCUGAGAUUGUCACUGGGAAAACCCGUCUGGCCAGUGUUGACACAAAUGGAAUCACUCCAGGUGUUCUGGGAGAUAUUUAAAGAAAUGAAGAGAGCUGGUCUUUGUGGGGGCCGAGAGGGAUAUUUCAACAAUCUGAUUAGGUGCCUACAGCAGGUGUGGUUCCUUUGAACCAGGGCACAUGGCCGUUUAAAGAGACAUGCUCGAAGCUGGAAAGAUGGAAGUGGCCGGAUCUUUCUACCUUACAAUUGCUGUUUUAGCAGCAUUGGCCCGAGGAGGGCUUCUGGCACCAUCUGAGAAAGUCCUUGCUGAAAUGAAGGACGGACGGUGUAAACCUAAUGAGAUGUCAUAUUCUUCUUUGCUUCAUGCUUAUGCCAAUAGUAAGGAGAUUGAAAGGAUGAAUGCUCUUGCGGAGGAUAUAUACUCCGGCUCUAUUGAAACACAUCCCGUUCUUCUGAAGACACUUUGUUUUCAUAAACAUCACGAGUUGAUCUCCUGAGGUAUACAGACGUGC